Messenger RNA from Adineta ricciae, 495 nucleotides. Lineage: Eukaryota; Metazoa; Rotifera; Eurotatoria; Adinetida; Adinetidae. The record is from the annotation of a GenBank genome assembly.
AUGAUUGGUCAAUCGAUUUAUAUCCUUCGUUCAUGUGGCGAUACUGAUAAGCAGAACGUAUCUAAUCAAUCAUGUCUCAUUGUUGCCACAUUAUUCUUUCGUCCUGUGCUUGACAAUGAUAACAUGGUCUCAGUCUACCAGUUAACUCCAUUAUCAGCCAUUGUUAAUCAUGAGCAAAUUAUUUAUUCCAACCUACCACGUAUGAUUGCCAUUAAAAAACGUGAUCAUUCAGUUAUGACAUGGAAUACCAUGCCCGAAACGAAUGAAAGCUUUUUCUCACAUUUUAUCUAUUGUUCAAAAAGACCGCCGCUCAUUCGAAUGAAUCAGUUGCCGUGUUUACCACAGUUGUUGAACGAUGAUCGUAAUAUUGGCACUUCGUGUGCCGUCACACGUUCAUUUAACAUAGAAACGAAUCUUAUCAAUAUAAUAGAUGAUGUUUGGCUUUUUUUCUCACGACGAAUCGCCAAUCCUCUGCAAUUUACAAUCGAGUAUUGA